Molecule: messenger RNA, 709 nt
Organism: Lactuca virosa
Lineage: Eukaryota; Viridiplantae; Streptophyta; Magnoliopsida; Asterales; Asteraceae
Source: the annotation of a GenBank genome assembly
CACCGAUGACAUUUUAAAUAUAUAGCUCAUAUCUUUUCUUAUCUCUCUUUCUUAAAUUUUGAUAUAUUGAUUUGCAAUGCCUCCCUCAGUUACGAAUGCCAUUCUCUACUAUCUGUUUUUUACUAUUUAUAUAUGUUACAGCAAGGACACAGUAAAUCUACUUGAAAAUGUCUCUAUUCCAGCAGUCAUUGCAUUCGGAGACUCCUACUUGGAUCAGGGUAAUAAUAACUAUAUCAAGACUAUCACCAAGGCCAAUUUUUACCCCUACGGAAAGGACUUUGUGGAUGGAAAAGCAACGGGAAGGUUCACCAAUGGGAAAUCACUAGCUGACUUUUUUGUCAAAGCACUAGGAGUGAAGGAAUAUCUUCCGGCAUAUCUUGACCCUUUAAUACAAGAUCAUGAUUUUCAAACUGGUGUAAGUUUUGCUUCUGGUGGCACCGGAUAUGAUCCCAUAACCCCCAAAAUAACGUCUGUUAUACCAUUAUCGGAUCAACUUGAGAUGUUCAACCAAUACAUUGAGAAACUCAAAAAGAUGGUGGGAGGAGAUGCUACCCAGAAUAUACUGACCAAAAGUGUAUAUCUAAUUUCAGCAAGCACCAAUGAUUUUUUUAUAAGUUACUCUACCGUUCCUAUUAGAAAAGUUCAAUAUGAUGUUCCGACUUAUGAUAAGAUGCUGGCAAAGCUGGCUGUUAAUUUUGUACAGAAAUGA